UAGAGGAGAGGACAAAAGACCAAGUACCACAUCGUAGAAAGCUGAACAACGAUAAAACUCAAGCAAAUAUCCAACUUUUGACUUGUGUUUACAACCUCAUUUACUCGACCUGGGAGCAUUCAAGUAGUGAGGUCGUAAUUAUUAACCCGUUUUACUUUGGUGGAUACAAAGCAGUUAAAGUGUUAAAACCAUGCAGACCCCAAAGACAAGAACUAGCUCCUCUGAAGUGCCUCAGAAGGUGUCACCUCGUUCUGCACGCCAAUUAAGGCCUGCUGCAUUAGACACAUGCUCUGUGUCUUCGUUAAACCAAACUAAUAAAACAUCAAAGGAUAGAAGCCCCAAAGUCACUGAGCGCAGAUCACCCAGAAGCCCGGCUCCUGAGAGGAAGCGCCCUAGCAGAAUAUCUGAAUUAGAAUCUCAGAUUUCUCAACUAAAAGAGGACUUGAAGGUGUUGAGGGACCAACUCAGUUUGUCUGAAUCAUGCAAGAAGCAAGCUCAGCAAGAUGCUGAGGAGUCCAAGGAGCGAUUGUUUGUCUUAUCUCUUAAACAUGAAGAAUCUCAGCAGCAACUUCUGAAGCUCUCUGCUGCUGAAGAAGCUCGUGUUAUUGAGCUCCAAAAAAUUGCAGAAGAGCAUGAUAGGGCAUGGCAAUCCAAGCACAAGGCAACCCAAAAGCAACUCUCAGCCAACUCUGCCGCGCUGGACUCUGCCGUUGAUGAAAUUCAGCAGCUUAAGGUUCAACUUGAAUUGGUAGCUAAUUGUGGGAAUGCGCAUACCCAACUUGCAGAAUCAUCAGAAGUGGAGCUACUAAACUUGGAGCAUAACAUAGUUGAAUCUCUUUCUCUUGUGGAGAACAUGAAAAACCAACUCGGGGAUUGCAAAGAGUCAGCUCAGGCCCAAACUUUGGUCAAUGAGACCUUGCGGCAACUUGAGGCUGCAAAAAGAACUGUAGAGUUCAUAAGGGCUGAUGCUGCAAAAUCUGUGCAUGGCUACAACAAUGCUGCACUAGAGUUAGAUCAGUCUAGAGCACGGGUGAACUCACUAGAGGCAAUGUUAAGCAAACUUGAGUUAGGCCUCAUCAGUAAUAAAUGCAGCCAUUCUGGAAAUCUUGCAGAUGAUGGUAACUUCAAGAAGGAAGGUGAAACAUUGGAAAAGGGAGAAGACCCUAUUCACAUUGAAGCAGAAACUUAUUCUUUGAGGUUCGAGAUAGGACGACUGAGGUCUUCCAUAGAGGCUGCUGAGGCUAAAUACCAGGAAGAACAGAUUCGGAGCUCGGUGAAUAUCAGGAAUGCCUAUGAAUUGAUCAACCGGAUAAAAUCAGAAUCAAGUCAGAGGGAAUCUGAGCUAGAGACUGAAUUGAAAAGAAAGAAAGCUGAUAUUGAAGAGUUGAAGGCAAACCUAAUGGAUAAGGAAACCGAGUUUCAAGGUAUUGUGGAGGAGAAUGAGAAGUUGAAUUUGAAGCUUAAAGAGAGCAUGUCAUCCCAAAGAGAACAUGGACUUAAAAAGGAACUUAAAAGAUUAGAUGAAUGUGUGGCUGAGUUGAAGGGUGAUCUGAUGGACAAGGAAACAACAUUGCAAAGCAUAUCAGAAGAGAAUGAAAUGCUGAAGUUGGAAAUCAAUAAGAGGUUUGCAGAAGGUGUUAAAGUGAGGGAGGAAUUUGCAGCAGAACUAGAGGUAGCUAAGGCUGCAGAACGCGAAGCUGUAAUGAGACUUGGCAUUGUGAUGGAGGAAGUAGAUAGGAGCAACCUGAAGGCAGCAAGGGUAGCUGAACAACUGGAAGUAGCACAAGCAACAAACUCAGAAAUAGAAGCAGAACUGAAAAGACUUAAGGUGCAGUGUAACCAAUGGAGGAAGGCUGCAGAGGCAGCUGCUGCUAUGCUUUCAGCAGGGAACAAUGGGAAGCUCACUGAGAGAUCAUUGUCUUUGGAUACCAACUACAAUCCUCUAACGAAUAAGUACUCAACUUUUUCUGAAGACAUUGAUGAUGAUUUCCAGAGAAAGAAAAAUGGCAACAUGCUGAAGAAGAUUGGGGUCUUAUGGAAGAAACCUCAAAAGUAGUCACUGUCUGAUUUCAUGACUCGCUUUGGAUAUGUAUUCCAUUUAUAUUGUGUUACUAUAAUGUUUUAUGUUAUGCAAUUUUGUCUUACCUCUAUUCCCCUUUUUGUUCUGUA
Gastrolobium bilobum is the source of this 2169-nucleotide messenger RNA. Its product is annotated as interactor of constitutive active ROPs 3-like. The coding region runs from base 191 to 2056 and encodes 621 amino acids. NCBI's taxonomy places the organism in Eukaryota, Viridiplantae, Streptophyta, Magnoliopsida, Fabales, Fabaceae. The record is from RefSeq and is a predicted model, not a curated record. The transcript has 4 exons.